AUGGGAGAUCGUCGGGUGCUAGGUUUGGUUCUGGCAAGGUCUGGCUCAAAAGGUGUACCGUGCAAAAAUCGUAGAAUGAUAGCCGGCCGGCCGAUGAUCAGUUGGGUUCUGAAGCCGAUGCAACACUGCAAGCUCAUAGAUGAAGUUUGGGUUUCAACCGACGACGAACAGACGGCAGCGAUCGCCCGUAGUGAAGGAGUCAACGUUUUCAUGCGUGGAGAGCGCUGCGCGACGGACGAAGCAAGCAGUGUCUCAGCUGUCGACGAGUUCCUCAAGCAGAAACCCGAUUUCGAUUUCGUAGUUCUCGUGCAGUGUACGGCUCCAUGCCUCCAUCCUUGCUAUUUGGACGAAGGUCUCCAACUGGUGCUCAACGGCGCAUACGAUUCAGUUUUUUCGACAACCCGCGAUUUCAAAUGGCGAUGGACAGAAUUGGGGAGCGACGGCACAACGAGACCGCUGAAUUUCGACCCAGCCGUUCGGUUGUGUCGGCAACAGUGGGCUGGAGAAAUAAUCGAGUCAGGGCAUUUCUACAUAACUCGAUGUCCGCUGGCGAGGAAUGGGAUCCUGCAGGGCGGUCGGUGUGGUUUUGUGGAGAUCCCGAGCCAUCUAUGCGUCGAGGUGGACAGCGAUGAGGACUUCGCUGUGGCCGAACAGAGGUUGCAGAAGUAUGGCUACAAAGACAACGAGGUGGUGCUAGAUGCUCCGAGAGAAUUUCAGUGA
Molecule: messenger RNA, 720 nt
Organism: Galendromus occidentalis (western predatory mite)
Lineage: Eukaryota; Metazoa; Arthropoda; Arachnida; Mesostigmata; Phytoseiidae
Gene: Csas
Product: CMP-sialic acid synthase
Exons: 3
Coding region: 1-720 (239 amino acids)
Molecular function (GO): N-acylneuraminate cytidylyltransferase activity
Source: RefSeq, a predicted model, not a curated record